AUGGCCCCCUCAGCCUUGGCCAUCUGCUGCCUCCUGGGGGGCCUCCUGCUCUGUGGGGGUAACCCCAGCCCUGGUGUGCCCCGCCUGAGGCUCUCCUACCGAGACCUCCUGUCUGCCAACCGCUCUGCCAUCUUCCUGGGCCCCCGCGGCUCGCUGGACCUCCAGGCCAUGUACCUGGACGAGUACCGAGACCGCCUCUUUCUGGGGGGCCUUGAUACCCUCUACUCUCUGCGGCUGGACCAGGCCUGGCCAGAUCCCCGGGAGGUCCUGUGGCCACCACAGCCAGGACAGAGGGAGGAAUGUGUUCGAAAGGGAAGAGAUCCUUUGACGGAGUGUGCCAACUUCGUGCGGGUGCUGCAGCCCCACAACCGGACCCACCUGCUGGCCUGUGGCACCGGGGCCUUCCAGCCCAUCUGUGCCCUCAUCACUGUUGGACACCGUGGGGAGCACGUGCUCCGCCUGGAGCCCACCAGUGUGGAGGGUGGGCGGGGGCGGUGCCCGCACGAACCCAGCCGUCCCUUCGCCACCACCUUUGUAGGCGGGGAGCUGUACACGGGCCUCACUGCUGACUUCCUGGGGCGCGAGGCCAUGAUCUUCCGAAGUGGGGGUCCCCGACCAGCCCUGCGCUCUGACUCUGACCAGAGCCUCUUGCAUGAGCCCCGGUUCGUGAUGGCCGCCCGGAUCCCUGACAACUCUGACCAAGACAAUGACAAGGUGUACUUCUUCUUCUCGGAGACUGUCCCUUCCUCUGAUGGCAGCCCAGGUCAUGUCACCAUCAGCCGCGUGGGCCGAGUCUGUGUGAAUGAUGCCGGUGGCCAGCGGGUGCUGGUGAACAAAUGGAGCACCUUCCUCAAGGCCAGGCUGGUGUGCUCGGUGCCCGGCCCUGCAGGUGCUGAGACCCACUUUGACCGGCUAGAGGACGUGUUCCUGCUGUGGCCCAAGGCAGGGAAGAGCCUCGAGGUAUACGCACUGUUCAGCACCGUCAGUGCUGUGUUCCAGGGCUUCGCCGUCUGCGUGUACCACAUGGCAGACAUCUGGGAGGUCUUCAACGGGCCCUUUGCCCACCGAGAGGGUCCUCAGCACCAGUGGGGGCCCUACGGGGGCAAGGUGCCCUUCCCCCGCCCUGGCGUGUGCCCCAGCAAGAUGACCGCGCAGCCAGGGCGGCCCUUUGGCAGCACCAAGGACUACCCAGAUGAGGUGCUGCAGUUCACCCGAGCCCACCCACUUAUGUUCCGGCCUGUGCGGCCUCAGCAUGGCCGCCCUGUCCUUGUCAAGACCCACCUGGCCCAGCAACUGCGCCAGAUUGUGGUGGACCGUGUGGAGGCGGAGGAUGGCACAUAUGACGUCAUCUUCCUAGGGACUGACUCAGGCUCUGUGCUCAAAGUCCUUGCCCUCCAGGAAGGGGGCUCAGCAGAGCCCGAGGAGGUGGUUCUGGAGGAGCUCCAGGUGUUUAAGGUGCCAACACCCAUCACCGAGAUGGAAAUCUCUGUCAAAAGGCAAAUGCUCUACGUGGGCUCUCGGCUGGGUGUGGCCCAGCUGCGGCUGCACCAGUGUGAGACUUAUGGCAGUGCCUGUGCAGAGUGCUGCCUGGCCCGGGACCCCUACUGUGCCUGGGACGGCACCUCCUGUACCCGCUACCGCCCCAGUCCCAGCAAGCGCCGGUUCCGCCGCCAGGACAUCCGGCACGGCAACCCUGCCCUGCAGUGCCUGGGCCAGAGCCAGAAAGAGGAGGCUGCGGGACUUGCAGUCACCACGGUCUAUGGCACAGAGCACAACAGCACCUUCCUGGAGUGCCUGCCCAAGUCUCCCCAGGCUGCCGUGCACUGGUUCUUGCAGAGGCCAGGGGAUGAGGGGCCUGACCAGGUGAAGACGGACGAGCGAGUCCUGCACGUGGAGCAGGGGCUGCUGUUCCGCAGGCUCAGCCGCCUCGAUGCAGGCACCUACACCUGUACCACGCUGGAGCACGGUUUCUCCCAGACUGUGGUUCGCCUGGCUCUGGAGGUUAUCGAGGCCUCGCAGCUGGACAGCUUGUUCCCUCGGGAGCCAAGGCCAGAAGAGCCCCCAACCCGGGCAGGCCCGGCCCCUGCGCCCCCCAAGGCCUGGUACAAAGACAUCCUGCAGCUCAUUGGCUUCGCCAGCCUGCCCCGGGUGGAUGAGUACUGCGAGCGCGUGUGGUGCCGGGGCAGCGGGGAGUGCUCGGGCUCCUUCCGGAGCCGGGGCCGGGGCAAGCAGACUAAGGGCAAGAGCUGGGCCGGGCUGGAGCUGGGCAAGAAGGUGAAGAGCCGGGUGCAGUCUGAGCACAACCGGACGCCCCGGGAGGUGGAGGCCACGUAGGAGAGGGCAGACGAGGGGCGGUCAGGAUGGGCCAAGGAGCCCAGUAGCAGCCCCCAGCAUCUCCCACCCACCCGGCUGGGGCAGAGGGGGCCAGGACAUCUGACCGCCUCUUAGAGA
Molecule: messenger RNA, 2451 nt
Organism: Propithecus coquereli (Coquerel's sifaka)
Lineage: Eukaryota; Metazoa; Chordata; Mammalia; Primates; Indriidae
Gene: SEMA3G
Product: sema domain, immunoglobulin domain (Ig), short basic domain, secreted, (semaphorin) 3G
Exons: 16
Coding region: 1-2334 (777 amino acids)
Biological process (GO): semaphorin-plexin signaling pathway; positive regulation of cell migration; negative regulation of axon extension involved in axon guidance
Molecular function (GO): chemorepellent activity; semaphorin receptor binding
Source: RefSeq, a predicted model, not a curated record